AUGUUUUGGCGGUGCCAUCAAUACUGGAAUUCCCAUAGACCGCUGCUGCUGCUUUCAAAAUCAAGGGUGCCAGGUAUCUAUAGUAAUUUUGGCAUUCAGAUGAAGAAUAAAUUAGAAUUAUCAACUUGUAAUAACUCAGUGGCGAAGCGACUAAAGCAUGAUAGUCGUGAUGCUAGCGUUAAUGAAAGAUCUCAAGAUAUACCAUUAGAUUUAUGGGAUACAAGUGGUGAUGACGAUAUAUUACUAUAUGUUCAGUCAAAUGAAAACAAAGAUUGUUCUGAUUCUAAAUGUGCUGUUAAUGCUGCGCCGAGCUGCCAGUCUGAUAUUAUUACUAUAGAAUCUUCGCCCGAAAGUAACAAAACAACUGCUAAAUCGCACUCUCCACACUUGAAGCCUGUUGAAAACGUAUCUUUAUUUUUAAACUCCAAUACUGUACCUGAUAUCCAUGAGAGGCGGAAUACUUUGCGAUUGGGAGAGCGAUUAGGCGAGCAAGCAGCGGCAUCUACAUUUGCACUUGGCAAGCUAACAUCUUCAAGACCUUCUAAACAACAGUUAAAGGCUUCCAAUCUUAGCGAUGACAAUAGCAAGUUAACAUUAUUGACGCAACCGGCAAGAACGGAUGAUCAGGAUGCAGGAGUUAGGCCCAAGCGAGCAGUGGAUGGUGAGCGGAAAAGGGUAAAAUGUUUGAUACUUAGCGAAGAGCAGCAGAAUGUUAUUAAAUUGGUUGAUAAAGGAUUAAACAUCUUUUACACUGGUAGUGCAGGUACAGGGAAAUCUAUUUUACUGCGAGAACUUAUAAAAAGACUAAAGGUUAAAUACGGUAGCCAUGGUACUGUAGCGAUCACAGCAUCCACUGGGUUAGCAGCGUGCAAUAUAGGCGGCAUUACAUUACAUUCAUUUGCUGGGGUAGGCUUAGGCAAUGGUACAACCGAAAAUCUACUGAAGAAAGUGAAACGGUCCAGGAAACAUGUGCAACGAUGGAAUAACUGUAAAUGUCUGAUAGUAGACGAAAUCUCAAUGAUUGAUGGAGAGCUAUUGGAUAAGAUAGACUUCAUAGCUAAGAAGAUCAGAAAGUCUGAAAAACCGUUUGGUGGCAUACAAGUUAUAUUCUGCGGUGAUUUCUUCCAAUUACCGCCAGUUACAAAGAACGGCGACCAGCCACGGUUUGCAUUUGAUUCCGAUUCAUGGAAGCAAGGGAUUAACAUCACAAUUAUGCUUAAUAAAGUAUUUAGACAACAAGGUGACAAUAAAUUUGUUGAGAUGCUGAACGCCAUGCGUGUAGGAAAGAUCACUCCCGAAACCGAGAUUGCGUUUAAGCAGCUUUCAAGGCCGUUGGAAGAAGAUAAAAUAAUACCAGCACAACUCUUCAGCACAAGAUAUGAAGUUAAUAAAGCAAAUAAUAGCCAAUUAGCAAAACUGGAGGGUAAACCUAGGUAUUUUAAUGCGAUUGAUGGUGGGGAUCUCACAGACGAAGAUGCUAAAGCAAGAUAUUUGGCGAACUUCUUGGCACCAAAAAAACUGGUACUAAAAGUUGGUGCCCAAGUAAUGAAUAUCAAAAAUUAUGACGACACACUUGUUAAUGGAUCACUUGGAAAAGUAAUUGACUUUAUUGAUGAAGCAACUUUUAUGUUUUAUGAAAGUAUUUGUGAGGAUGAUAUGAACGUUAAAGAAUGCGAGGAAUAUCGAAACUACUUGAUUGAAAAUAAUUUUAAGGUACCAGAGAAAGAUGACGAGGAUAUAAAGAAAGAAACGAGAUCCACAAUGGUUAAAAAAGCUUUACAAGAGCAGUUCAGGAAGGUCGAUAAGGAUGAACCUGUUGAUCCACUUGGAGAUACUAUAUUUGACUUUCUGAAAGAAGUUAACCCGAAACAUCCAAAUGGUUAUGCAAAUUUAGAGCGUAAAAAACAACUCUUGCAAGAAGUCCACCUAAGCUCUAAGGGCAAGAAAUUACCAUUAGUUCAAUUUUUUCAACCUGAUAACUCUACGAGGACUGUUCUUAUUCGUGAGGAAGCAUGGGCUAUAGAAGAUGAAAACGAAAAACCACUGGUAACAAGAGUGCAGCUACCUUUAAUGUUAGCAUGGGCUUUAUCUAUUCACAAAUCUCAAGGACAAACGUUGCACAAGGUUAAGGUAGACUUAAAGAACAUUUUUGAAAAAGGUCAAGCUUAUGUGGCACUAUCAAGGGCAAUUUCUAGGGAUGGUCUGCAGGUGCUGAAUUUCAAUAGCGCAAAAGUUGCUGCUCAUGAGAGGGUUGCAAAGUUCUAUCAAGGUUUGAUGUCCGCAGACGAUGCUUUGAAAACGCUAAAGGCGCCACAAAGAACUUUGGACUACAUAUUCGCUAAGGGCAAAAGCCUAUUUACGUCUAAGGCUGUUGAGAAAAAGCGAGCCAACGAGGAUAGUAAUGCAAACAAAAAUAGUGAACCGGAAAGCGAGCCUAUUAUGGUAAACGUAGACCGCGAAGAAUCCAUGUUCUUUGAACCACGGCAGGCUGAAGACUACGCCUAA
Messenger RNA from Eremothecium sinecaudum, 2505 nucleotides. RefSeq names its product DNA helicase PIF1 (gene PIF1). The transcript has a single exon. Lineage: Eukaryota; Fungi; Ascomycota; Saccharomycetes; Saccharomycetales; Saccharomycetaceae. Bases 1 to 2505 code for a protein of 834 amino acids. The record is from RefSeq and is a predicted model, not a curated record. Gene Ontology annotation, molecular function: DNA helicase activity; ATP hydrolysis activity. Gene Ontology annotation, biological process: telomere maintenance; DNA repair.